Messenger RNA from Trypanosoma cruzi, 645 nucleotides. RefSeq names its product elongation factor 1-gamma (EF-1-gamma), putative. Gene Ontology annotation, cellular component: cytoplasm; nucleus. Lineage: Eukaryota; Euglenozoa; Kinetoplastea; Trypanosomatida; Trypanosomatidae. Bases 1 to 645 code for a protein of 214 amino acids. The transcript has a single exon. Gene Ontology annotation, biological process: translational elongation. The record is from RefSeq and is a predicted model, not a curated record.
AUGUCGCUCACGCUGCGGAGCGGUGUGAACCCCGAGAACGCACGCACGCACAAGCUUCUGGCUGCUGCGGCCCUCGCCAACGUUGCGGUGACGCUGAAGGCGUGCGAGUACGGCCGCGAGAACGAGACGGCGGAGUACUGCCGCAACUGCAGCCCGUGCGGCCGCUACCCCGUGCUGCAGACGAAGGAGGGCUGUGUGUUCGAGUCCGACGCCAUCCUGCGCCACAUCGCGCGCCUUGACCGGAGCGGCGGCUUCCUGUACGGCCGCACGCCGCUGGAGGGCAGCCAGGUGGACAUGUGGCUCGACUUUUCGGCAACGGAGCUGGACGCUGCCUCCGCACCGUUUGUGCACCACCCCUUCCGUGGCGAGCGCGGUUCUUUAUUAUGUCACUUAUUUUCCUUAUUUCUCUCGAAUCGAUUGUAUGGCGCGCGUUGCGGUGACUCGCGCCUACGGGCUUUAUGGUGUGGCAGCUGCGCCCCAGCAGAACGUGUUUUUUUCUGGGCGGUGUUCUAUGCGUUCGGCCAUGUGCCAACAACCGUUCUGUGGGGAAAGCGCUGCUGUAUUUUUGGCUUACCAUGGAAUUGUGUCCGUGUUUUGCGAAAAAGUGACUCUGUUACCGCGACGGGAUGGUUAACCAUCAGAUAA